Molecule: messenger RNA, 999 nt
Organism: Procambarus clarkii (red swamp crayfish)
Lineage: Eukaryota; Metazoa; Arthropoda; Malacostraca; Decapoda; Cambaridae
Source: RefSeq, a predicted model, not a curated record
AUGGAGACGACCCAAAAGGAACUCUGGCAAGUGAACACAAGGAAAGUCCGUUCCUGUGUUGUACCUGCUGAGCUUGGACAUGUCAAGCCUGUACCUGCUGAGCUCGGACAUGUCAAGUCUGUACCUGCUGAGCUUGGACAUGUCAAGACUAUACCUGCUGAGCUUGGACAUGUCAAGACUAUACCUGAUGAGCUUGGACAUGUCAAGACUGUACCUGCUGAGCUUGGACAUGUCAAGCCUGUACCUGCUGAGCUCGGACAUGUUAAGACUGUACCUGCUGAGCUUGGACAUGUCAAGACUAUACCUGCUGAGCUUGGACAUGUCAAGACUAUACCUGCUGAGCUUGGACAUGUCAAGACUAUACCUGCUGAGCUUGGACAUGUCAAGACUAUACCUGCUGAGCUUGGACAUGUCAAGACUAUACCUGCUGACCUUGGACAUGUCAAGACUGUACCUGUUGAACUUGGACAUGUCAAGACUAUACCUGCUGAGCUUGGACAUGUCAAGACUAUACCUGCUGAGCUUGGACAUGUCAAGACUGUACCUGCUGAGCUUGGACAUGUCAAGACUAUACCUGCUGAGCUUGGACAUGUCAAGACUAUACCUGCUGACCUUGGACAUGUCAAGACUGUACCUGCUGAACUUGGACAUGUCAAGACUAUACCUGCUGAGCUUGGACAUGUCAAGACUAUACCUGCUGAGCUUGGACAUGUCAAGACUAUACCUGCUGAGCUUGGACAUGUCAAGACUAUACCUGCCGAGCUUGGACAUGUCAAGACUGUACCUGCUGAGCUUGGACAUGUCAAGACCGUACCUGCUGAGCUUGGACAUGUCAAGACUGUACCUGCUGAGCUUGGACAUGUCAAGACUGUACCUGCUGAGCUUGGACAUGUCAGGACUGUACCUGCUGAGCUUGGACAUGUCAAGACUGUACCUGCUGAGCUUGACAUGUCAGGACUGUACCUGCUGAGCUUGACAUGUCAGAACUGUACCUGCUGA